AUGUGGCCAACAUGGGUAUUUACGGCGGAGGCCAUUGUCAUAGUAACAACGAAUACCAUCACCAUAUUGACAUUCACAAGAACUCCUCGUCUGCGCAUGCGUAAAUACUCGUUGAUAGUCAACCUGGCCGUGGCGGAUCUCUUUGUAGGACUGAUAGCCGUGCCUUUACAAAUUAUCUACCUAUUUACUCAAAACGCGGUGGAUGCUCGUGUGGUUUAUAGAAUCAGUUUGCUAUUGGAUCCUUUCUUAGGAAUUGCGUCUUUAUUWGGCUUAGCUGCCAUAGCCAUUGAACGUACAUACGCCACGUAUUAUCCAUUCAAACACCGUACGAUGAGCAAGACUCCAUACACCAUUGGGAUCGCUGUGGUAUGGUUGACAGCAAUGCUAUUUGCGUCAACAAUCGCCUUCUUUUUUAGAGGCGGAACCCUUAAAAAUAUGAUUAUUGUAUUUACAGGCAUAACAAUCCCAUUGUUUAUCAUAAUAUGUGCAUAUUUCCUUAUUUGGGUAAAAUUUACAUGCAUYAGAAAUGUCUUAGGUCACGUAAUCCAUCAGAGAAAUAGGAAAUUAUCUGUCACGCUUGCUAUUGUUACCAUUGUAAGCUUAAUUGCGUGGAUUCCUUUCAUGGCUUUUCGAAUGCAUGUCAGGUUUUGUUAUAAGUGUCGAGCUGAUGUUACAGCUGUGCUGCACAUUUGUAAAGUGCUUCACUAUGGCAACUCCUUUGUAAACUUUAUAAUUUACACGCUGCGACAUCCAGAAUUCCGGGCUGGAAUGGCUCAGAUGUUGCGGAGGCUGAAUUGUCACUGUCCAGACACGGAAAACGUGGUACAAAGAAACAYCAUUGAAUUAGAAAAUCGCGCAGUUGGCCAUAUUAACGAAAUUCACGUCAACGACAGAGAGGAUAACAUGUAG
This is a messenger RNA of Exaiptasia diaphana, 909 nucleotides long. Its product is annotated as adenosine receptor A1-like. The record is from RefSeq and is a predicted model, not a curated record. The transcript has a single exon. Gene Ontology annotation, biological process: G protein-coupled receptor signaling pathway. Gene Ontology annotation, molecular function: G protein-coupled receptor activity. The coding region runs from base 1 to 909 and encodes 302 amino acids. Gene Ontology annotation, cellular component: membrane. Lineage: Eukaryota; Metazoa; Cnidaria; Anthozoa; Actiniaria; Aiptasiidae.